This is a messenger RNA of Nyctereutes procyonoides (raccoon dog), 5496 nucleotides long. RefSeq names its product period circadian regulator 3 (gene PER3). The record is from RefSeq and is a predicted model, not a curated record. The coding region runs from base 2054 to 4666 and encodes 870 amino acids. NCBI's taxonomy places the organism in Eukaryota, Metazoa, Chordata, Mammalia, Carnivora, Canidae. Gene Ontology annotation, biological process: circadian regulation of gene expression; entrainment of circadian clock by photoperiod; negative regulation of transcription by RNA polymerase II. Gene Ontology annotation, molecular function: transcription corepressor binding; transcription cis-regulatory region binding. Gene Ontology annotation, cellular component: cytoplasm; nucleus. The transcript is spliced from 20 exons.
GCAAGAUCAAAACAGAGUUUCUGAAGAACUUGUAAUGGUUGUGCAAGAAAUGAAAAAAUACUUUCCAUCAGGCAGACACAGUAAGCCAAGUACCCUAGAUGCUCUCAACUAUGCCCUUCACUGUGUACACAGUGUACAAGGUAAAUGAGCUGGGGAGAAAUUGCAGUCAUGCAAGUACAUCAUUUUGCUCAUAAACAUUGGCCAAGCUGGAAGAGUUGUCAGUGUGCUUCUAGUCCCUGAAAUGUUUUGAGCUUUUUAUGGUGCUUGAUGUGAGAUGAGCAAAUCUACACAGAAACUAUGUCUUAGUUUUGCAAAUUAGGAACAUCAGGAGGACCUUAUUUGUAUAAUAGUUUAGGAACUGCUACUUAGUGACCGUGCCAGAUUUUGAUGAUUUGUUGCAGGAGAGUAGGGUUUAGCACAUUUUAAAGAGUCACUUUUACACGAUCGUUAUCUUCUAAGGAUAUUGGGGGAAAAUACAUUUGGUUAAAUACAGCUCACCUUGCCGUUAUCCACAUACAAUUAGAGUGCAUUCAUGAUAUAUCAGGAAUUUGCCAAAUUAAAAAUGAACAGUUGCAAACUUCUUUUCCUUUUUAUCUCUGAGUUUUCUUUUCCAGGGAUUUAAUAAAGUAUACAUUUUCUUUAAAACAAAUCUCUCUGACUUCAUGUAUGACACACAGUUCUUGGACACAAAAGUAAUGUUUCUGCCAUAAACACGUCACCUGUAUGUGUUUGGAAUUUUGGGUUUCAGUACCUUAUGUGGAUCCUGCUCCUGGCAAUGCAGAACAUCAGGAAAUGCUAAAAUUCAAAAGCUUAUAUUUGUACAGCUAUUCGUGUUAUAGGUGAAAGAAGAUGAUCUGGUUUUGAGGCACACACGCCAAGGUGUCCUCAUCCUAAAAAAUAACCCAACUUUGAUGAUGGUAAAAAUGAUUUCCUAAAGAUAUUGCUGUCACUGGACUAUCUGUUUAUUUUCCUGUGUUUCUUAGCAAGCAGUGAGUUUUUCCAGAUUCUCAGUCAGAGUGGAACACUUCAAACAGAUGCGACCGUGUACAGUCUUGAGGAGCUGGCCACUCUUGCUUCAGGGUACACUUCCAAAAACACAUUCCAAUACCUACUACUUCAAGUUGUAACAACUGGAUUUUAUAGAACAGGUGAGUUGAGAUGCUGUCAUUUUUCUGUAAAAUUUUGGAAGAGACGUUUAGCGUAUCAUUUUUUGAAUCUCUUCAUGUGGACAAAAUAAUUCAGCCUCAUGCCUUACUGAUGUGAUGGAGAUCCCUUAGUUUUAUGUUUAGACCUCAACAAGAUUGUAACUUCAAGAUCUUGUAAUAUUGGAACAGGAGCUGUCCCUGGUAUCACAGUAGCUGCUUGUUUUACUGACUUGUGUGUUUAUGGGACUCUACUGAAUAUGGCGGAAUAUAAGAAGGAAAAGUUUAAGAAGAUAUUUUCCCUUUUUAAGAUCUUCAGAAUAAAGCUAGAGAGGAAGACAUGCCAAUGCUAGCAGCCACAAGCCAUGGCCAACUGUAAAUGUUAUUGAUGUCUGAUCGGACAGACAUGAGAAAUGAUUCUUAUGAGUGAGGUUGGUCAAAGACAGUGUCAUGAAGGAAGAGAAUUUUGAGUAUGAUCUUGAAGCUUAGAAUCAGGCAUUGGUGAAGACAAGACAUUCCCCAGUUUGCAAAAGAGAAGGAAUCAAAAGUGGGUACGUCAUACGCACAUUUAGUUGAUGCAGGAAGAGCUGGUAUAUUGUUUGGUAUAGAAAUCAGUCCUUCAGAAGAUAAAACACAGGUUUUAUGAUGAUUAUUAAGGGAAAUGUUGGAGAAUUAUGCUGCCUUUGCAGGAUAUGUGUUUGUGUGUGUUGAUCACAUUAGGAGUCUAGAAGAAAUUCCGUUUCAGGGAAUAUUGUUUGUAAGUAUCUCAAUCUUUUCAUUAUUUUAAAUGUUUUUCAUAGGAUACCUUUGUGGCAGUUUUUUCAUUUCUGUCUGGAAGGUUAGUGCACGUUUCUGAACAGGCUACUUUGAUCCUGAAUUGUAAGAAAGAUUUCUUGGAGUCCUCUCACUUUAUGGAACUGCUUGCUCCUCAAGAUGUGAGAGUGUUCUGCGCACACACUGCCCACACUCAGCUUCCCCUCUGGAACAAUUGGACCCAAAGAGCAUCUCAGUAUGAAUUCGCUCCGGUGAAAUCCUUUUUCUGCAGGAUCCGGGGAGGCAAAGAUGCAGAGCAAGAGAAGCAUUACUACCCAUUCAGGAUUAUCCCCUAUUUGAUACACGUACACAGAGCUUCCCAGCCAGAACCUGAGCCCUGCUGUCUCACCCUGGUGGAGAAGAUUCAUUCUGGUUAUGAAGCUCCUCGAAUCCCAGUGGAUAAAAGAAUUUUUACCACAACACACACCCCUGGGUGUGUCUUUCUUGAAAUAGAUGAAAGAGCAGUGCCUCUGCUGGGUUACCUGCCUCAGGAUCUGAUGGGAAGGUCUGUCUUAACAUAUCUGCAUCCAAAAGAUCGUUCUCUCAUGCUCACUGUACACCAAAAAGUCUUGAAGUAUGCAGGCCACCCUCCCUUUGAACACUCACCCAUUCGAUUUUGUACUCAAAAUGGAGAUUACGUUAUCUUGGACUCCAGCUGGUCCAGCUUUGUGAAUCCAUGGAGCCGAAAGGUGUCUUUCAUCAUUGGUCGCCAUAAAGUUCGAAUGAGUCCACUGAAUGAGGAUGUUUUUGCUACCAGAAUAAAAAAGAUGAACAGUAAUGACAAAGACGUAACAGAAUUACAAGAACAAAUUCACAAACUUCUCUUACAGCCCGUUCACGCCAGCGCCGCCAGCGGCUUCGGGAGCCCGGGCAGCAGCGACUCGCAGGAGCCACGCGCCAGCCUCGCGUCGUCCAGGGAGUCCGGCGGGCCGCGCGGCGAGGCCGCACGCAGGGCGCCGACGGCCUUGCAGCAGGUCUGCGCCAGCGUAAACAAGAUGAAGAAACUGGGUCCCCAGCUGCACAUUGAGUCAGUGGCCCCGUCACCAGAUAAACACGUGAUGGGGACACACCCAGCGCGGCCUGGCGGUGAGCAGAAGGCCUCUUCUCCCUUACAGACAUUGAAAAACAACAGCGUGCACAUGGAGUCUUGUGAAGGUUGGAGAAAAGACCAGCAUAGCCCAUCCUAUCAGCAAAUAAACUGCAUUGACAGUGUUAUCAGAUACCUGAAGAGCUACAACAUUCCAGCUUUGAAAAGAAAGUGCAUAUCCUGUACCAAUACAACCUCUUCAUCCUCAGAAGAAGACGGACAGAACCACAAGGCACAUCAUGCCCAAGCCUUGCAAGCUGUGUCUCAGCUCCCAGCCAUAGCUAACUUGGAGAUACGGACUGCCUGGCAGUCCACACAUGCUACAGAAGGCGCUCCAAGGACCCUGGCCCCAACGGCGCUGAGCCUGGGCUCUGGCAUGAGCCAGUGCAGCUACAGCAGCACCAUGGUUCUUGCUCCACCACCAGAGUCAGAAGUGACUCCAGCAGAAGAUGCUGCCCCAGUGUGUGAGCCCUGGACCCUGAGCACAAGCCCAGCUCCACUGACCUCAGAGGAAUUUAAACACAUAGGGCUCACAAAGACUGUCCUGUCAGCCCACACCCAGAAGGAGGAACAGAACUAUGUUGAUAAAUUCCGGGAAAAGAUCCUCUUAUCGCCCUACAGAUCCUGUCUUCGGCAAGAAAGCAGAAGCAGAGCUAAACAUUUGUAUGUUCAAGGAGAUUGUGCUGGCAAGCAGACCCGAUCCACUGGCUGCAAGAAGGGGAAGCGCAAGCAGAAGAAGCUGCCAGUGCUGUCGGACAGCAGAGGCACUCAGGAUACCUUCUGUCCCCACUUUGGAGGAGAGAAUACUGUGAUGACCAUUUUCCUGCCUGACCCCACUGGCUGUCCCCUGUUGCCACCAUCAUUCUGUCCUUAUGCAUUCCUGGGAGCAGCAGGCUCUUCUGGAACACCACCCUUCAUAUCAGCAGUGGCUCCACACCUGGAGCAGCCGUCCUCAGUCCUCAGCCAAAGGCAGGUGGAGGGAAGACGGGAGACGCCACAUGGAGAGCACCACUGCAUUAACUCGAGGAGCAGCUCACUUCUACAGCUCAACUUACUGCAGGAAGACAUGCUCAGAUCCUGUGAAUCUUCAGAUCAGGGUGUCUUAGGCAGGAGUGGGAGUAAGAAGAAUCCUUUUACUGCCAGUGAACUGUCCAUGGCAUUACUUCCUGAGGAGUCUCCAUUUGGAGCGGGUUCUACAGCAUCAGGAAGCAGUGACAGCAGUAUAUACUUUGCUAGUAGUGAUUAUUCUUCUGAAAUCACCUCAAAUGGGCAGCAGUUUCAAGAUGUACAGGGAAAAGAAACAUUUCCCGGUUUAGCUGAAGAGUCUAUGUGGAGAAUGAUAAAACAAACACCUGAGUGCAUUCUGAUGACAUAUCAGGUACCUGAGAGAGUUACAGAGACUGUACUGAGAGAGGACCUGGAGAAGCUGGCCAGCAUGCAGGGGCAGCAGCCCUGGUUCUCACGUGGGCAGAGGCAGGAGCUGGCCAGUGUGCACUCCUGGAUUCAGAGCCAGACUGUCCCUCAAGGAAUAGAUAUCCAGGACUGUGUCACUUGUGAAAGCAAGGAAUCCGUCCAUGUCUUCCCAGAAUCCUGUGGUCACACUCCAGCAGCGAACAGCAGUUGAGGGACUGUGGAGACACACUUGCCGGGACCCCCUGGACAACCAGACCUCUUUGUGCAUCUCUUUAAACCCCUGACUUCCAAGUGACCAUGAAGUUGUCACUGAGUGUUAUGGUUUUCCCUUCUUGAUUUUUUUAAUCAGCAUCAUUUUUCUGAAGCGGAUGUCGUAUAUACAGUCUUUUAUAUCUGUGUUCCUGGUGCAUUAAAGCUGUCAGGUUCUGAUUCCGCUGUCCUCUGAGAUUGGAUGGCCUCUAGAGAAUUGUGUACACAGCACCCAAAAACAGUGGUAGCCAGAGGUAUAGCCAGAAAUAGCCCCGAACCUUGGCCUUCUUUAUUUCGUUCUGUUGUUACAGAAAUCAUUUUCCCCAUGAGAGACCUUAAGGACAUCCUACCUAAAUGGUUCCCAUAAUUGUAGUACUUUCAUCUGGUUCUUGCACAGCUUGGUGCUUCUCUCCAUGACUCAGAUGAAACAUUCUCAUUUGCCCAUAACAUAAGUCACUUUGGUAUUUACCAGUAGUAACAAAUACCACCACCCAUCGGUAUACUGGAAAUACCUAGUUGUUAGGGUUGGAUUUUGAGCUUUGUUCUUGUAGAUGCCUUUUCUUUUAAUUUUCCACCUUCAGCUGAAAUUCCCAAAGUCUUACCCUAAUAAUCAGUCUAUUUACCAUGAGCUUAUUCCUUGGAGAGUUGAAGUUAGCUUUUGGAUGUGUGAUGUUAAAACAAAAAGAGCUCUUCGCUUAAUCAGUGAUAUUCCCCUUUCUAAUGUUUUUGUUUUUAAAAUAAUGAUUGUAAAAAGUUUCAGAAGUUACGUAAAAAAUAAUUACUGUUCUUUUA